Molecule: messenger RNA, 10084 nt
Organism: Astyanax mexicanus (Mexican tetra)
Lineage: Eukaryota; Metazoa; Chordata; Actinopteri; Characiformes; Acestrorhamphidae
Gene: crocc2
Product: ciliary rootlet coiled-coil, rootletin family member 2
Exons: 36
Coding region: 375-6086 (1903 amino acids)
Source: RefSeq, a predicted model, not a curated record
AGCGCGAGCUGUGCUGAGAUUGCAGCUUCUCUUUACUGGGGUUUUACUGAAGUCCUGCUCGAAUUAAUGCAGAAAAACGGCUGUUUUUAGGAGUUAAAUUGACAAAAUAUUAGGAGCAGAGAGUGAGCAGCGCUGACUGGACUCCCCUGGACUUCAGGAGGGUCAGCCUGAGCUGUGGCUCUGCAGCUGCAGCUUUGCUGAUUAGCAAGUUAGCAUUUAGCUAGCAUUUUACUAGUAGCAUAAAAACACAGAUAUAAAUCCAACCUAAGAAAAUAAGUUCAGAAAAGUUGUAUUUAGAUUUUUUUAAGUUGCAAAACUAGUUCUGUGCACUGCUCCUGCUGCUGUUUGGACCUGUGUGAAGUUGAGGUGUGCAGAUGAAUUCCCGUGGGGACGCAGGUGAGCACUCACCUGGGCUCGAGGCUGUGAUUCAGAAACUUGAGGAAUCUCUGCUGAGUCCAGACAGUAGUGUUGAUGAGAAGACCCUCACUGUCCUGGGCGAUGAUGUGGACUCCACUGCCACUCUGGUUCCGGCCCGCAUCCGGCAGAUCAUCACCCGAAACCUGGCUGAAGGGCCUGCAGUGUCUGGUGCUGGUGUGCUGGGUGCUGUGGGUUCUGGCGGUGAGCAGAGUGUGCAGGAGGAGAACCGGCGUCUGAAGGAUCUUCUUUCACAGACCCGUCUGGACCGAGACCAGCUGCUCAGCAAGCAGACAGCACUGACCAGCAGGCUAGAGCAGAUGCUGGCUGCGCAGUCUGGAGAUUCGGAUCAGGACAGUGUGUAUGGUGGUGAGCAGCAGCGGCUGCGGGACGAGAGCCGGGCCUACAGACUCAAACUGCAGGCCUACCAGGACAGCCAGCACAGACAGGCCCAGCUGGUGCACAAACUACAGACCAAGGUUCUGCAGUAUAAGAAGAGAUGUGGAGAGAUGGAGCAGCAGGUGCUGGAGAAAACCUCAGAGCUGGAGAAACUGCGGCUUUCGUUGCAGACUCACCUGGACUCAUCUGCUCACCGGUUUCAGCUUUCAGAACAGGAGCACAGCCUGGAUGCCCAGAGCAAACUCGCCCUGCUGGAGGAGGAGCGAAGACGGUGCUCUGGCCUGACCAAGGUCAACGCUCUGCUCCGAGAGCAACUGGAGCAGGCCAACGAAGCCAACCAGGCCCUUACAGAGAGCCUCCACGAGGCCCAGGAGGAGGCAGAGCAGAGGGACAUACGACUGAGAAGGGAACAAGAGAUGAGUGCCUCCAGGCUGGGCCGCGAGCAGGCCCGCGUCAGAGCCCUGUGGCGCCAGGCGGCUUCCCUGCGCAGCACCUUUACCCAGCUCAGGGCUUUCGCUGACAGGAACCUGUCCGAUAUUCGUGGGGAAUUUGCGAAUGCUAACCGGAAGCUGCAUGUAGCCUGCUUGAAUUUGCAGUCUGGAAUAAACGAGCACAGCGCCCCUGCUGGCCUGGAGGUGUCAGCGCUGGAGAAGCAGCUGAAAGACAAGCUGAAGGAAGCCAUGCAGCUGCAGGGUCGCUUUGAUGCUGAGAAAGUGGAGCUCAACUCCAGGAUUGUGGAGCUGGCUGAGAUGGUGAAACAGCUGAGAGCUCAGAACAGUGAGAAAGACAGUUGUCUGGCAGCGCUGCAGAGCAGUCUGGACAGGAUGGAAGUGAGUCAGGCUGAGGAUAAAGCUGAGAAGGAUACAUUACGCAAAGAGAUUAGUGGCCUACAGAUGAUUCUCCACAGCAUCCGCAAGGCUGUCUGUGAUGAUGGGGACAGUAGCAGCUCUGAUAGUCCAGGAGAAGAGCUGCCCUCUCCAGUUCCAAGUGUCUCCUCUCCUCAGUGGGAUAACACUCUGAUAUCUGUACAGAGAGCUCUGUCCCAGCGACAGAAACUAACUCAGGACUUACAAACAUGCCUGGAUGCUGCACUGGAUCAAGCUGCUGUCCUGAGGGAUCGGCUGCAGGACAGUGAGUCCGAGUGCAGGCAGUUAGAGCAGAGAAUACAGCAGCUACAGCAGGAGAACCGUCACGCUGAGAAAGCCGGGGUAGAGAUCAGCAGAGACGCCCAGAGAUACCGCACUUCACUCGGCCUCAUUACCAGUGAGAAGGGUGAGCUGGAGAAGCACCUUUUCGUGGCACAGCACCAGCUGAACCACGAUCAGGCGGAGCUGGAGCGAUUACGCUCCUCCUCUCUGGACGUCCAGAGGCAGCGGGACCUCCUGCGGCAGCAGCGGGAGGACCUGGAGAGGCAGCUGGCCCGGGAGCGCUGCGAGGCCGAGAGGGGACUCAGGACUAUUGAACAACUGGAGGCCAAACACUCAGAUGUGCGUAAGGAGCUGGUUACAGUAAGAGAAGCCCUCAGUCAGAUCACUUUACAGAAAGAGGUUCUGGAGGAUGAAAAGGCCAGCCUUGAAAAGGCACUCUCUAAGGCCGAGGCCCAGAAUGCCGAGCAGGAGCUGGCGCUCACUAAGCUGCAGAGCGAGGAGGCGGGACUCAGGGAUUCUUUUGAAAAAAUGGCCGCCCUCUGUGAAGGACUGGCUAAGGACAAGGUGGAGCUGAAUCGUGUGCUGCUACAGGUGGAGGCCGAGAAGGCGGAGCUUAGCGAGCGUAAACGUGAAGCCGAGCUUGAACGAGCAGCAGCCCGAGAGGAGCUCGCCCUCAUACAGCAGGAGCUGAUGGACGUUGUUGCUGAAAAGCGAGCCCUGGAGGCCUCCCACGUCCUCCUGCAGGAGAGCCGAGCGGGCCUGGACACCGAGCUGACCCUGCUGCAGCGGGAGAAGAGCUCGGUUCUGGAGCAGCUGGCCCAGGUAAGUGAGCAAAAGCAGGCACUGAUGGAGCAGCUGAGCGUCUGUCAGAGGGAAUCCGAGCUCCAGACCUCCUCUCUGCAGCGGACCGGCCGAGAGCGGGAGGAGCUGGCCAGGGAUAAGGCCGGCCUGAGCGUCCAGCUGACCGCAGAACAGCGCCGGGCCAAGACCCUGGCACAGGAGCUGGCAGCCGCUCGGGUGGAGUGGGAGUCUCUGGAGUCGGCUGUGUUUGAUGGGCAGGAGCAGAUCUCAGCGCUGGAGGCCGACCUCUCUCGGCUGGAGGGAGAGCGAGGCAGUCUUCAGCAGGCUAAUGAGGCUCUGACACGUGAGGUGUCCCGUAUCCAGAGUGAACUCGAGCAGCAGGUGACCCAGGCCCUGCUGGAGAGACAGGCUCUGGAGCUGAAGCUAACCCAGGCUGAGAGGAAUGCCCAGCGAUCGCUGGCCAGCACCCAACAGAGCCACCAGGAACAGCUAGAAGCUGAACGCAAGGACAAGGAGAGUGUGCGGCUGGCGCUGACUGCGCAGAGGGAGCAGGUUGAGGAGCAGCUGCGUGUGGAGUAUGAGGAGCUGCGUCUGCGCAGUCGCACUGAUCUUCAGCAGCUGCAGGAGGAGCUGGCCAGAGCGCAGCAGCACUGCACAGACAGCCUGCUGCAGGCCGAGAGCCACAAACAGCAGGCUCUUUCUAAGAAGGAGGCGGAGAAGACGGUCCUGACCGAACGGAUUCUCUCACUGCAGCGGGACAUCGAGACGACUGCCCUGGAGACAGAGCGCAUGCGCAGAGACUUUCUGAACAAACAGGAACAGGACAAGGACACAGCGGCCAGCCUGCAGUCAGAGCUGCAGCAGCUGCGUCUGCACUUCGAGGAGUCUCUGAGCUCGCGGGAGAUCUCAGAGAAGAGGCUGAGCGAUCAGAUCAGAGAGCUGUCUCUGCAGCGGCACGAAGCUCAGCAGGAGGUGGAGCGAUUGCGGAGGUCUGUGUUGGAGGUGGAGGAGAGUAGGGAUGGUGUGAGGAAGGAGCUGGUGGAGGCUCGGGCUGAGCUGCGGGAGUGUGUUCAGGAGCGGGAGGCGGGGAGGAGGGAGAGCCUGGAGCUGAGGAGAGCGCUGGGGAACGAGAGCCGGGAGAAGGAGGCCAUCCACACCUCCAACCAGGAGCUCCGCACCUCCGUCAAGAGAGCAGAGAGUGAAAAUAACGGUCUGAAGCGAACGCUGGAAGAGAGGGAGCAGAGGCUGACAGUGUUGGAGGAGUGUAAGUCCUCCCUCCAGCAGGAGGCGCUGAAAGUGAGAAACAGCAUGCGUGAGCUGGAGAAAUCUCACCUGCAGGCUCGCAGGGAACUGCAGGAACUCCGCAGAAAGGUGAAGACUCUGGAAGGUCAGUGUGGUCAGCAGGAGCAGGAGGUGGGGGAGCUCCAGGCUCGUCUGGUUCAGGAGGAGCAGAGGGAGGAGGAGGCCAGGAAAGAAUCCUUCAGCCUGAAACAGAGAGUACUGGAGAGUGAUGCCGGCAGAGAGGCAGCACUGAAGGAGGUUGCAGGUCUGCAGCGACGGGUGGCUGAGCUGGAGGAGGUGCAGCGUGUGGAGAAGGAGUGCCAGCGGCAGCGGGAUGCCAGCUUGCAAGACAGCCAGCGGCGGCAGCGUGAGGAGACAGCCCGGCUGGAGGGGGCGCUGCAGGAGGUGCAGGCUGAGCUGAGGGAGCAGAACGUGGAGCUGAAGCUGGCAGAGGGCAGGGGGCGGAGCCUGGAGGAGCAGCUGGCAUUGGCCGACGCCUCACGCUCUGACCUGGAGCAGAGGUUGAGCGGCCUGAGCUCCGCCCUCAGGCGCACACUGGGUAUCGGGUGCAGGGCGAGGUCACCCACCCCUCGACCCAGAGGGAGGAGGCCUUCACCCUGGAGGAACCGCUCACCUGAGAAAGGAAGUGAAAGUGUGUCUGGUGGACCAAUGGGAUCAGUGCAGGAUCCCUCUGCGUCCCCUGUCCACGGAGAAGACGGAAAGUUGGACGUGGAAUCGGUGCAGGCAGCACUUCGCAACUUCCAGCAGGAGCUGAGAGACGCUCAGAGAGAACGAGAUGAUGCUCAGGCGCAGGUGAUGAGUCUGAAACGGCAGCUCUCAGAGCUCCAGGCUGGACAGGAGAAGAGCAGUGCCCGGGCACAGCAGCUCAAACACUCCAUCAAAGAUCUGGAGCAGGGGAAGCGUGAUUUGGCAGAGAGGUUGGAGGCAGUGCAGGCUUCGCUGGAACUAAGCCACCGGACUCUGGAGGGGGAGCUGCAGCGCUCCCAGAUCAGAAGUGCUGAACUGGAGGCGGAGCUUUCGUCCUUGCAGGAGCGAAUGAGCAGCCUUCGGAGAGAGCUCGGGGAGAGUGAGGAGUGCACUGCACUGCUCAAGGUGGAGGGGGAACGGGCGGCGACAGCUCUGGCACGGGCGGAGCUGCAGGAGGCGCAGCUGCGUGAGAAACUGCAGAGCACAGCUGCAGCACUAAAGGAGAGCUGCAGCAGCGCAGGAGCUGCAAAGGAGCAGACAGCCCAGCUUCAGAGUACCCUUACUGCCAGCGAGCUGGAGCGCCGCACACUACAGGAGCGUCUGGAGAAGAUGCGAGAGGCUCUGUCAGACAGUAAGAAGCAGAACUACGCUCUGAGCGAACGGCUCCAGAACCUGCAGAGAACCCAGGAGGAGUAUGAGCUCAGAGUGUCUGAGCUGGACAAACACACACACAGCUUGCAGGAGGCUCUGCGGCAGAGGGAGCAGGUGGUGGAGGAAGCCCGGGCUGACUGCACAGUGCUGCAGAAGGACAGGGUGGAGCUGCAGGAGCGGGUGACCAACCUGCAGACCUCCCUCCACAGCCUGCAGGACGACCGAACCCAGCUGGACAAGAUACUGACCCGCCUCGGGAAGGACAAGGCCGCACUCAAACGCACACUGCAGAAGGUAGAGCAGGAGCGUCGGAGGCAGGAGGAGGAGGUGUUGUGUGUUGGGCGUCAGAAGGAGGAGCUAGAGCAGUCGUUGAGCAGUCUGGAGCAGCAGCUGAGCGACACGCAUGCAGAGAGUCACACUCUGAAGUCCCAGCUCUCCCACCUGGAGCAGGCCCACUCCCAGCGGCUCCUCGAGGUGACAGCCCGCCACAGGCAGGAGCUGGAGCUGGAGACGGAGCGUCUGCGGGGGUCUCAGCAGCAGGCAGAGAGGGCGCUGGAGGCCCGAGAGAAGGCCCACCGACAGAGGGUCCGCUGUUUGGAGGAACAGGUGUGUACGCUGAAGGAACAGCUGGAGCAGGAGAUGCGGCGCAGGCAGACGUACAUGAGCCAGAUGCUGAAGCCCUAAGCCCCACCCCUCCCUCAGCCUGCGAUCUGGCCCGCUGCGGCUGACCCCCACAACCCGGGACGGGUGGACGGGUCAAAGCCCCAGAGUGUGAACACACUCCCACGGCUGUCCAACACUCUGCACACUCCUGGACCCGAGCCAGCACAGCUCUCACAGCGGCUACUCGCAUGGACUUCCGCACAAUAAGCAGUUUUACACACACACACACAGAUACUCUCUCACACACACGUACACUUCCACACACUCUCACACACACAGCCUUGUUUUUAUAGGACAUGGAGCCAUUCACGUGUUUCCCCAUAUGUAUAACAUUCACUGUAUGUCCAAAAGUUUGUAGACAGACACCCCUUCUAAUUAAAUCAUCAUUCAGCUACCCUAAUUAACGUGUCUAGACCCUGUAGAGAAGUAUUGCCAAAAGAAUAGGACUCAGAUAAACAUAUAAAGAUAAACAGAUAAACAUAUAAAUACAUAAAAAGGCCCACAAUAUUGAGCUGUAGAGCAGUGGAACUGUGUUCUCCUGAAUGAUGAAGCUUUGUGUAUUCCUUUAGAAUGAGUUGGGGAUGAGGGUGGUAAUCAUCCAACAUCCUGACCUCAAAAAUUAUGUUGCUUGGUGCUGAAUGCAAUCUGAUCCUCACAGCAAUGUUCCAACAUCUAGUUUAAAGGUUUUUUCCCUUUUUCCAGUAGAGAUAACAAAAAGCAGGAUAAACUCUUUUUUUAUUGUUAUUUAUUUGAAAAGUUGACAUCCUUUUCCCAGAUUCUACCUAGCCAAUAAUAAACAGAUUUUUAGUCAUACUACAUUUAAUUAAAAUUUGUAUCACUUAACUUCAAGCUAAUAACAUUGUUUAAUAUAUUUUUAUUCUUUAACAAAAUAUGUAUUAUUAAGCUAACAUGUCUGCUAAAAUAGACUGUUAAAUAUUUAUAUGACAAUUAAUCUUCUUACUAAAUGUAAUUGAACGUGACAGUCCUAGGGCCGAAUCAUACAUCCUGCACAAGGCACGUUGCGAUGCUUGUUGCUAUCUUACACCCUGUCCACAGUCUGUUUUCACGCUGUGCGCCCACACCAUUAAAAUAGCAUCGGAGUGUAGGAAUAAAUCUACACUGAUGGGUGUGGUGGUCUGAAAGUGAGGUGUGUUCAGCUCAAUUUCACGUGUGUCUCUAUCUUGGCGGCACAAAAUACAGAUGCGCCACUGACUGAUUAAAACCCUGACAACAGUCAACCGCCCAAUCCUAUCUCAGCCAUGCAGGAGUGCUGUGCAUAUUGUGGACACUCAGCACGCAUAAACCCCUGCUCCGUACACACACAAAUAAAUUCGCUGCAGAGCACAAAUCCAGCUUUUACAUCAACAAUAAACAUGAAGAAUAAAGAAUUAAAUAACAUUGCUGUUCCCUUAAAUGAGCUGCUGGUGUAUCUUCACAGUGUGAACGUGCAGGUCAGUAUCCUCUGCUGAGACGCACAAAAGCACUGCACUGUUAAGAUGCGAACGAGCCAAAGUCAGCGCUAACUUGCCUCUUAAAGGGAAUGACAACUGGCACUCUGAUUGGUCUAUUUCACGUUACACCCAAAACACAACCAUAAUUGCAUGUUUGGAGAUGCGCAAGGCGUAUUUUUUGCACCCUCACGAUACCGUAGAUACACCAAUACGCCCCUAAAUCCAGUUGUGCGAUGUGUAAUUGACCGCUAAAAUAGGGCACCUAGUUUCAAAACUUUUGAGAUUACACAUAUAGUGUAGUUUCAACAAGACACUUGAAACUCAAUCUCUGGUUCUCCUGCAAAACAUGUGUCCUGAAAUGUCCAAAAAACAAACCUACACACACACAUAUAUAAACACACACAUACACACACACACUGCUGCACCUUGACGCAGGGAACAUGUAAUCACUCGCAGAACUGUUGCAUUACACGAGCACAAAUCCCCCCAGUAAUCCUGAUCCACACCAUAAAAAACCCAACAACAACAAACAAAGAGAUCACUGUUCCCCGGAACGCUCAGCCAGAGCCAAAUUGUUUUAAGGAUUUGCUCAGCGGGCCGCUGAAGCGUGCGUUAGUCCGCUCGGCCCGGCCCUGCUGGCCCGACCGUAAUCAGCACAAUGUGAGGAUGACAGCCCCAGUUUACCUCUCCCUCUCACAUCCUCCCUUACUUACUCCCUCACACAUCUAAACACUCACAUACACACACACACACACACAUUCCACACCUUUAUAGAUCCUGUCGUGCGUCACUUAUUUAAACACUUUAUUGCGUGUAACUGCAUCAAGCCUAAUGAUAAUGAGAUUCAAUUGUUUUCAUAUGGUAAAGUUGUCAUCGCUCCUAGUAGUGUCCGGAAUAAACGAACAGGAACAGCACUCACACGGAGCCUCUCAAACGGAAACAGAUUUACUGCUAAAGACACAUGCUGGGAGCUUUAUUAUUAUAUAACAAUAUUAUAUUGUAAUGCUGCAUUCCAUUUGAACUCAGAUGUUGUCAUUUCUAGUAGAAAAUGUACUGCUUCUGGGUAGGUUGUGGGUAGCGGAUAAUAGAAUUAAUAAAUUUUAAAAAAGUAUAUCAGGGGUCGGCAAUUAAGUUUGGCUGCGGGCCAGUUAUUUUCCAAGCCAUAAUGUGGUGGGCCACAAAAAAAAAAAUCUGUUUUGGAAAAUGAAGUGCAAUUGGAUGGAGUGGUACAGACUAGUAGCUCUCCAGCCCAGAAGGUUGUUGAACCCAGUUGCAAAACAGUUGAUCUCAAAGCAGGUUAACCCACGAAGAAAGUAAAAAAAAAGUAAAUAAAUAAACACACCGCUCCUAAUGCUGGAUCCUAAUCCGUGUCGUCAGGGUCGCAGUCCAAUACACUAUCGCUGCCCCGGCUAUUGAAUUGGGACACAGCCGGGAAAAAGCAGAACUGGUGGAUACUAAAGUCAUGACAAGCCCGACAGAGAGACGGUAGGACUGUAAACAUAAGCUCACCAGAGAAGCAUUUUAUUUAUUUAUUUUUUUUCAUUAUUGUUCAUUAUAGUUCAGACAACCUCACAAGCCAGAUGUUUCAUGCUUACGGGCCACAUCUGGCCCAAGGGCCUCCUAUUGCCGACCCAUGAAGUAUAGUAUGGAUAUACGUUUCAAGUAGGAAUAAAUAAAUGAUAAAACAAGUAAAUCAUGGAUAUCAGUUUCAGGAAACUAAUUGAAAAAGUUGGAUUUCCUAUUGGAAAAGAUGAGAGAACCUCAAGAACCCUGGUAAUGCUAACAAUGAUAACCUGAGACGAUGCUAACAAUGAAAAAUUGGGACAUAUUUUGAAUGGAAUACAUGCAAACAUUACACACACACACAUAGCACACACACACACACACACACACAUGGCCCCUCUUAUCUUUCUCUCUUACUCCUCACACUUUUACCAUACACACACAGACACACUGGCAUUCACACAGACACACACAUACACACACACACACACACAGCAUACACACACGGCCCCUCUUCUCCCUCUCUUCCAAAUACCUGUGAUUAUACACAUACUCUCAAAAAUACACUCACUAACACAUGCUAGUGCAUACACACACUCAAACCCACAUGCACACGCACACACAUGCCCAUGCAAACAUACUGUACACCCUUCUAUGAGCACACACACAUAAACACACAAGCCCAUGUGUACACACUCUUACCCACGUGUGUGAGAAAACAGCUCCCUCUUCUCUCACUCUCAAAAGAGCCUCCUCUUACUCUCACUCGUACAGUUUUCAGAUAAAGCUUCCGUACAUAUUUGCAUUUUUAAACACAUACACACACUUACAACUCCUUUGAAACACUAUGUAUUUCCUUCAUGAAGUGCUGAUCUAAUGAUCAAUUAUGUUAUUGAUUUAAUGUGUUGAUUUAAUGCCACUAAUAAUGAUUUUGAUAUGACUUUGAUAAUGAUUAUUCUCACUCAUAUAUAUCCUAAUCAAUUAUGAAAUGAUUAAAAUUAAGUAGGAAUGAUAUGUUCUUUGUUGGAGGGCUUUUUUUUCUCUUGUGGAGGAGGGGGGAUCUUU